AUGAGGGCAGCGAAGUCGGUUUCUGUGGUUGCAAUCCGGGUUGAUUAUUUGAAGAAGAAGAAGAAGAAGAAGAAGAAGAAGAAGAAGAAGAAUAAGAAGAAGAUGGGCUCUUCGGAACAGGUUUAUUUAAAUGCUGAUGUCUCAAAGAGCUUAAUCAGUACUCCAUUGCCAAAGCGCAAAAUGCACUUAAUCGAUAAGAAAUUUCAAGUGGCAUGUUGUGUUGAUCGGCCUCAUGCUGAUCGAUUUUCCUCUCCUCUCGCUGCCUCGGCCUCUUGGGAGAUGGUUGACGGGCGUUUUGACUGCGUGCUUUGUGAGUCGCAACUCCGUCGGGGAAGCUGAUUGAACCUUUAACGGGCGGUCGGUCUGGCGGUUCUUGUUCUUCCUCACCGAGUAAACUCGCCGUCAGGCUAUUUCCCUCCUGUGUGGUUGUUUGGUCCUGAGCUCUACGAUUGUGAUUACGUAGGACUUUGUAAUCUGCAGGAAUGUCCAGAUGCCUGUUGGUAGAGUGGUGAUCGGAGAACCACGCCUCGAGAGUUAGCCGUUCUGCUUUUGCGUUGUCCCGGCCUAAGAUGGUAGCUCUCUGGAGAUUAAAAGUAUGCCCUGUUUCUCCAACGUGUGUUGCUAGUUAAGAGUUAGUGUCUAACCUCCGAGUGGCUAUCAUUUUAAACUAAUUCUCUCACAAGCCACUGUUCUGCGCCCACAACUCCCUGUGACUCAUUGUGGGUAGCAUAGUUCUUGAUUACCUGUCCAUGCCCACAGUAGGUGGUCCAAUUCAUGAAAUGCCGUGGUCGAAAUUUGAGCGAUAAGUAUUUUGUGCUUCUUGUGUUGUUAUUUGUGUUUGUUAAAAUGAUUUGAGACGCAGAAACCAAUUUACUGAGGAGGGGUUCACUUCAAGUCAGUUUUAUUAAAGGAAAACAGGCCAGAUUUGGGUUAAAUCCGAUCUUUCUUGAUAUCCAGACAAUUCCGAACGCUGUUGAAGCCUGUAGAUCAAAACUUCACGUUUAUGGGCAUUGUGCUGUAAACGAAGAUUAAUAUGAACAGGAAAAAAUACGAAAUAAAUCCCGUCUCGAAACGGGAAAUCCGAUCUUGCUUCCAUGAAAAUCAGAUGAGGACGGAUUUGGGAGCUUGCAUUGUUUUCAAUAAAUGAGGGCCAAAAUCAGCUUAUAAAAUUCUUUUUUGUAAAUUUAUGGCAUUUCGUGCCAUAAAACCUAGUAAUAAACUUGUUCGGUAGUUGUUUGUUUUAUCACACCGAGAGCACAUUGCGUCGAUGGCAACUUUCAAGAACUGCCAACGGUUAGUGGUCAGGAGGGCGAUUAAAUUCGGAGAGCGACCAGUCUGGCCACCGACUGCAGACACCAUCAACAGCAAGGUGUUCGUCAACAUUGUGAAGGAUAUUUUCGAUUACAACGACAUCCACCGACGCCGACCGAAUACCACCAUUUUAUACGGCAAUGCUCCUGUCCAUCGCUCUAUGGAAGUACGAAUCUACUAACGCCUUCAAUCGUAAUCUGACUUUUUGGACAACAGACAGCCUCUCUGCAUGUGGCCUUCAGUCGAUUGCCAUCCCUGACAACAGCCCGAAUCUCAGUUCCAUCGAAAAGCUUUUCGCACUUAUCAAAAGACAUUGGCAUAAGACGAAUGCGAAACUGUCUAUGCAUGAAAAACUUGAUUUCUUGCUAAACAGACCACUAUAGACAACCUGACCAUCUCCACGUCUGAGAGACUUUCUGCUAUGAUAAACGCAGAUGGACAAUCAACAAAGUGCUGAUCUUUUGUAUUUGUUAUUAUUUUCCAGUAUUUUCACCAUUUUAUGCAUUUGCCUUCAUUAUGCACCCUUGUAGUUAGCCCUAUUUAAGCGAUAUGCAAUACGGCCAUUUUCUAAAAUUCUAGUUUUCGGUGAAAAUUUAUUAUUUUUACGUUAGUAAAUAUUAAUUUACAACCCUGACUCUGGAGCUGCCAACUGUGAUAUACAUGAAGUGGCCUGCAAAUACAUCCUAUAAAUACUGCAACACCUGGGCAAUUUACCACCCUUAUCCGACUCUGUCUCUGAUGGGGGAUUCGAGUGAGAAUCCGAAACGUCAGGCUAAUAAAGCUCUUGUUCCAGUGAUCGUGCCUCCUUCUCCGCGAUUAAUUCCUGAAACUCGCCUCCUCGCUUCUGUCAGCAAACCCCAAUUAUGCUUUCUUUUUUGCUAACAGUCAUUCUUUCGCUGCCGUUAGACUUUGGGGAACGCAGGUUGGGCGGAUUUUGCGUUGUAGGGAUUUUCUUGUGCAAACUCAUGACACUGCAUGAGUUUGCACACCUACUGUAUGUACAGUCAAGAAUUUCUUCUACACGCACUGGAGAAAUGCGUUGUUCCAAACCGUUUAUUUGGAUAUGGCAUUCUUCUUGGCGUUUUUCAACCUCAUUGAUCGAGGCCAUGGCAGCGAGUGCAUGCUCCAGCCUUGGCUAGAAAAUAGCACCCAAAGCCUCCUAGCUUAAAUUCCUCUGCCAAAGUUUCUUUCCAGGAUCGAAUCCGUGUUUUCUAAACUCUACGUACUCAUUGAACACGACUCGGCUAGUAAUUAGUCGUUUAUAGAGAAUGGACCUUCACUGAUGAGCCGAACCCCUCGCAGGGACAUAAUUCCGGCGAAACACGUGUCUGGGCUUUUAGCUAGCACCUUAGCUAGUACGGUAUCCUGUAACCCCAUAUUCCUAUCAUAGUUCUACCGUCGCAAAUUACAGGCUUCCGGUCUUGUCCCGAGUGCUUAGUUGUAACCUACGCGUGUUAGGUGAAUUGUUAUGUGCACCUAAAUCGGGCCAGGCGAUAGAUACGCUUGACCAACACGUGAGCUACAUCGGAUUCUAGAAGGCGUUAUUAGGGUUACACGCUCAUAACAACUGCUAACAUUCGGAAUGCGGUGGCAGGCCUACAGUAGGUGGGCUAACUCAUGAAAUGGCAACCGAAAUUCCGAAAUGCGUUUUCGUUUCGAAAAGAUUGCCUAAGUAGGCUUGUGAAAUUAAUCAUCGUGCAGCAUAAUGUUAUAAUAAUUAGGCUAUCUCAGGAUGUCGGUUUUCGAAGGAACUUCCCUCCGGCUGCAUGCGAAAACGAGACUCUGUAAAAAAUGACUACUUAUGUGGUAUGCAUUUGUCUAUUUGAUUUUCGACGCCCCUAAAAAUUCAAUUAUAUUUCGUAGAAAACAUGCAUAAAAAUGUUUAUUCUUUCGCUCAUUUCGUAGAAAAUUACGUACUUCCGAUCUUAUACUCGAAGGAAGGGUAUAACUUGGUUUUCAAAAACUUUUCCAAUUCCCGAGUAAUUGUGAAUCCGCUCUGCCAUUAUACUUGAAUACGGAAAACCAUACAUUUCUCUAUGGAAUUAACAGGAGACCAUAUAGGUUUCAUAAAAUUUAGCAGUCGAUUUGAUCCUUAUUGUUAACUUCAGAAGCUACAUUGGUAAAUGCAGGGAUAUGACGUUUUAUAAAGGCCCAUUUCACGGUAUUUAAAAGUCUUAUAAUUAGAAACUUUUUUGAAACCGAAUUAUGUCCCUCCUUCGAGUAUAAAAUUGGAAGAAGACGUAAUUUUCUACUAAAUGAGAGAAAAAAUAAAUAUUUUUAUGCAUGUUUUCCAUGAAAUAUAAUUGGACUUUUAGGGGCCUCGAAAAUAAAUGAGAAAUUUUCAUGCUACUUUGUGGUCAUUUUUUACAGUGUGUAGUUUUUGCAUGCAGCUUAAAAGAAGUUUGUUUGAAAGCCGGCAUCCCGAGGUAACUUUAUUAUUAUAGAAUUGUGCCGCAGGCUGAUUAGUUUUACAACCCUACUUAAUUAAUUCAUUUUUUUAAAACGAAAACUCAUUUCGAAAUUUCGGUUGACAUUUCAUGAGUUAGCCCACCUACUGUAGUUGUCGACUCACGCCGAGCCAAAUGGGAUCCCUGACAUCCCGCACUUUUGCUAUUGUUGAAAAUCCUGGUCAGUGUAUUUUGUGGACCGGGUGUGGUGGUACGCCUAGAUGCGGGUUUUCGUCGUGCCAUCCACCUACCUUCUCUCCCGCCUCCGGUCUUCCUGAUACCGAGUCUAGGUGGGAAAGGUGAAGAGAGAGUGUGAUAGAUAUUGCGCAAGUCCACAAUCAUUAUAAACUAACUCACGCGCAUCUCACUGUCCUUGCGCCUACCUUAUUCCGGGCAUACGAUGAACAUCGUCGGACACGACGGUCAAGCUCUCUCUCUCUCUCUUCCUGCACUAGCAACGCUGGAUGUCUACGAAGAGCGAUGCAGCCGUAUCGGGACAGGGGCAGCCUGGGGAGUGAAAUAUGUAGAUUAAAAUUUUCCCUCAAAUGUCGCGCAACAUUUUCUGAACUUCCCUCCGACCCCCCCCCUGUGCUUCCUCUAUAGCCAAUGCAACCGGUCUACCACCUGCUUACCUGCCCGCGUAAUGGCCCCGUCUGUCCUCGCAGCAGUUUGACCUGGAGACAGAGAGUGACAAUUAGACGACCCCCUCGGGCGAGUAGGUCAACCUCUGAACUCUCGUUUUCUUCCCACCUACUUAUUAAGCGGUCAAGUGUUUGAACCAAUUUUAAUCAUGGCUGUCCGGAACUGAGACGCCUGUCCAGCCACCCUCCCCCUCCCCCCUCCUUUGGGGCUGGAGGCAGAAAAGCUGACCAGAACAAACAGGCUCCGUCUGCGGCGGUGGUGGUCGUCGUCGUCCGGCCGUCCACACGGCGACUAAGCAGACAGAAUCGGACAAUAGGAAGCGGAAGUGGCCGUCGUUUCUGGCUUAUUCAUGUGUCUUCAUGCAUUCAUCUAUGGCUUCGUGUUCCGGCAGACUGACAGCCUGAUAAUUCACUUAGACCAGACUGAAAAACUCAGUGCCUCGGUGGGAUCCGAACCCACGACUGCAAGGGGGGAGGCUUUAGUACAGCCAGCAGUCUAGCCGCCUGAGCUACGAAACCCCACCGGACGACGCGAGUUUAACCACAUCUGGGUUAAUUUUACCCGCACAACCUACUGCAACGUCUGGAUCCACCAAAUCUGAUACAGUAAGCUAACUGCCCAAGUAGGAUUUCCUAAGUAAUCCAUCUAGAAUCCGCCAGAUGACUACCAGGCUCACAUAAUGUGAUUAAACCCGCGUCGUAUGGUGGGGCCUCAUAGCUCAGGUGGCGAGAGCGUUGGCUGUACUAAAGCCUUCCCCUUACUGCGUGGGUUCGAAUCCCACCGAGGCAGGUCAAAAUGACUUAUUUGAAAUCUACAUAACACCUAUGAACCUGAUAACUAACAACCGUUGUUCGCUUCAUGUCCAUUUCCCUGAAACGACGGCUGUAAAAUUCUUGUUGAAUCGAAUCACGCGUAUAAGCCAAAAACAGAUUUCGAUGUAUAUACGGUACUAUCGAUAGAAUAAGGUCAUAAUAAAAAAACGUACAAACCCCAACAAUGGAUACCCUAGACAAAGAAUUCCUUUGUUACUGUUCGAGAAAAUCGAGUUCCCAGCUCAAGGUCAGAAUACAAAAACUAGUUAAGUAAGAGAACGCCGAUCACGCUCGAAAGGGGGUUACAAAAAGGGGGAAGGGGAAUGUCAACAGGGGUAAAAUGUGGAAGCACUUGCGAGGAGGGCGUGGAGAAUUCCAAGCGUUAACCAGCUGGAUGCAACAACGGCCCUUAUCUGCCAAUUUAUUCAACUCUUUUGAUUGUUGUCUCACGAGUUCUGUCAUUUGUUCUGCAUGUAUCGCCGAAUCUAUAAAGUGGUUGAUUCCACUGUUGAGGUGGUCACUGCCUACUCAACCCGAAAACUAGCCCGCAAAUCUGCCCGCGGUGACGGCUGAAAAGGGAUCUCAAUAUUUAAUAAACGAUCUUGAUAAGUCAAGACCGGCUUGGUCGUUGGAUUAGACAAAUAAACUUUCAAGUCCUGAUAACUGAAGUGUUCAUUUCAUAUCCAUCGACUAAACACGUGAGAAGGCACCAGUCCUAUUUAUUAUCACGACGAAAUGCAGUCAGAAAAAUGAUCAUGAGUCGUUGUCAUGCCCUCCUCUUUAAUCAUUCUGCCCUUUGAGUCGGUGGGUCAGACAAGCAAUUGCAAAUUUCUGGCUGUAACCUUUUAAUAACUUCUUAAUUAGUAGCUUUAUAUUGCUGUAAGAGGUGCAGUUUGUCAGGCGUCCUCGACUAUUUUGUCAUAUUAUGGCCAUCUAGGGGGGGGGGUGAAGGUUUCAAAUGUAUAGAAAACGCCUUCUGCGAAACGGUUUCGAACCGUCCAAUCGCCGACUAGGUGCCAAACUCUCUAAGUCGCUACUAUUUCCCUCUUCCAGGCGUUUGUUUGAACUAAUCGAUAUUGGCUCCUUCCGGACUGAAGGGGGGUGCCAAUCGCCGAGCCACAUGGGUCGUCCCACUGACAAAUAUGCUGGGCGCAGAAGAGUGACUGCUCUGUCUACCAGACUUCGUGUACUUCUCAUAGUUUUUUUUGAGUUACUAGUUGGAAACUUUGUUAAAGUAGACUGCCUGAUCUCACACACACGAGGCAGACACUAUUAUUACAGCUCAAGACCAUAGCAUCUGUGUGCAUAUGGAGAGCCAGUGCCUCGAACACGCCUCACAGCACACUUCGGUCCUUCGAAAAACUAGUACAGCAAAUUCUAUAUUUCCUGAUCCUGAGUGGGUACUUAAAAAGGUUUGCCGCAAAUCCCACGAAAAGUCUCUUUCAAAACUAAACGAGUCAGCACAGACGAACGGCUAUUUGGCCUGUACAACUGUGCAUCUUCAUUUUUGGAGGAGUGAUGGUCAAGUGAGAGAACCAGGGUAAGGAGGGUAGGGUAUCUACGGCAUGCAAAAAAUGCCUACUGUGCUUGUUUAAGUAGACCGUGUUUUAUUCAUUACUCCUCUAAGCAUGGAGUCGGCUUUCAGACGUUGCUCUUCACCUUAUCCAUUACCUACAAUUGCCUGAACUGAGAAAACAUCGUAUCGAUUGGGCCUUUCGUUGUAGAUGUUGCUCCUCUCCUUAGUAAAGCCUCCCAUAACCUUAGCUCAGAGAGUUUAGAUGCGAUCGUAUCGGUCCGCUGGACUGUCGCAGACAGGUGCCUUUGGCCAGUCUACCGCUGAGAUAUUUUCAGAAACCGUUGUACGAACUGGGUCGUUCAUCGUAGGGUCUAGUUUAUACAUUUGGGGGGCGGUGGUUUGGCUUCACUCCCUCAUCUUAGGUGUUGCUCUUCGCCUUACCAUUACCUACCAUUGCCUGCGCUGAGAUAUUUCAAGUGCCUGUGGCUAUCCUCUGAUACGUAGGGGCCUUCAGCCUAUCGUUGCCAGGACCAAUUGGGGUUAGAGGGUAGGCUGCGAGGAGAGAAGGGGGGUGCGAUUAGGUUAAGGGUGGAAGAGACGGAAGCAAGACUAAGGAACGUGGAACAGUGGGGAGAAGGCUGAGAGGGACUGAGUUGAGGAAAGGAAUCUGAUUGGUCAGCUAUCACGAGACCAACUGGCAAUAUCUUAUUUCGCAGCCGUACCCGUUAGGAGUUUUGGUUAGGGGUUUAAGUUAUUGGUCGGAGUUAGGGCUUAGGUUUAGGAUUUAGGGGUUAAGAUUAGGGGUCAGGGUUAGGGGUUGGGGUUAGAGGCUACGGUUAGGGAUUAGGCUGUGGCUUGUCUACUACACCCAAAUAUUACUUGUGUUUACAGGAUAUUACAACUGGUACCUCGUAUUUCCUCUAGUAUUCUUAUCUGCUUCAUGGCUUCGAAGAAUUUUUAGUUAAUAUGGAAGGCAAUCGGCACUUUAUCUUGGCACGAAUUCAUCCGUGUUCGAUCUGCCGGCCUACUUAUUAUAUUAGAUUAUAACAUUCCUUUCUACUUUUAUGUAAGAGUAGUUGUUGUAUUGCAAGUUAUGUGAUGAUUCCCAGCAUCUGUCAUCGUUCCAUCUCGUGUAACGGACACGUCAGCUACUGUGUCCAGUCUUAUCUCCGGUUGGAUUGGCUCUAAGAACGCACUGGUAUAUGAGAAAGUGGAAUAGAGGGUGAGGUAGAUUCAGGUGCGAACAACCACAUGGGCAUUGAAACGACCAGAACUCGUCGAUUAUCGUGGCUCUGAGGUUGCCCAAUCACAGGGUGAUUGGGUCCUGGCCAGUAAGGGGUGUCCUGCUUCAAUAAAUCCAUCCUAGUAUGACCUUAUGGCAAUCUCGCUUGACUGAGCUCAGGGCUUCCAUCAGUUAAACCUGGCAUAGAGUAGGUGGGCUAACUCAUGAAAUGUCAACCGAAAUUCCAAAAUGCGUUUUCGUUUCGAAAAGAUUAAUUAAGUAGGGUUGUAAAACUCGUCAACCUGCAACAUAAUUCUAUAAUAAUUCAGUUACCUCAGAAUGCCGGCUUUCGAAAGAAUUUCCUCCCGGCUGCAUGCAAAAACUACACUCUGUAAAAAUGACUACUUGCUUAGCAUGCAUUUUCCUCAUUGAUUUCCGAUGCCCCUAAAAUUCUUAUUAUAUUUCGUGGAAAACAUGCAUAAAAAUAUGCAUUAUUUCACUAAUUCGGUGGAAAACUACGUCUUCUUUCAAUUUUAUACUCGAAGGAGGGACAUAAUUUAGUUUUUGAAAAGUUUCUAAUUGUCAAACUUUUUAAUAUCGUGAAAUGGCCCUUCAUAAAACGUCAUGUUUCUGCAUUUACCAGUGUGGUUUGUAAAGUUAACAAUAUAAAUCAAAUCCAAUGCUAAAUUUUAUGAACCCGACAUGGUCUCCCCUUAAUACCAUAGAGAAAUGUGUGGUUUGACGUACGCGGAAAAGACACGGCUUGUAGUUUGGGAACCCUGAAUGCAAGUGUGACGGCAGGGCGGGUUCAAAAUGAUUUGGGAAUUUGAAAAGUAUUUAAAAGCCGAAUAAUACUCUCCCUUCGAGUAUAAAAUUGGAAAAAGACGUAAUUUUCUGCUGAAUGAGCAGAAAAAUGAAUAUUUUGUGCAUGUUUUCCAUGAAAUAUAAUUGGACUUUUAGAGGCAUUGAAAAUCAAUUAGAAAAAUGUAUGACGCAUAAGUAGUCAUUUUUACAGAGUAUAGUUUUUGCAUGCAGCCGGAAGGAAGUUCUUUCGAAAGCCGGCAUCCUGAGGCAGCUGAAUUAUUAUAGAAUUAUACGGCAGACUGAUUAGUUUUACAACCCGACUUAAUUAAUCUUUUCGAAACGAAAACGCAUUUCGGAAUUUCAGCUGACAUUUCAUGAGUUAGCCCACCUACUGUACAUGUGUGAAUUUAUUGAUCAGGUCGUGUAGUGCGCGUAGACAGACGGUUUAAAUUUGUCCCCCAUACACUCGCGGUGUGCCGGGGGGAGAAGAUAAUGAGACAGAUUCAGUGCAUAUCUGCGUCAUGGGGAACACAGCUUCAUUUAUCAAUUCACGGCUCCACCCACCUCCUUCUGCAGUGCCAGGCCUCGUCGCUGCUGUCGGCCAAAAUAUCUAUUUUGGUCAGCCCGACGCUGUCGCACUAAAGAGGCGGGCCUGAAGUUCUGCUUUCUGAGUAUAUGGGGCAUCUUCGUGUCGAGAUGACAGACACAACCAUUAGUUUCAGAGUUAUUACUCGUCGCCAAUGAUUCUCAGCCCCUACCAUCCAGUGUGGAGGUUUAACUCAGACUCUCUUCUCAAUAGGGACUCCUUUUCCAUAGUGCACGUUGACACGUCGACUCAGCUGUGAGACAUGGCUAACCCUCUACCAGAUGGAUUCUUGAUUAAAACAACCUAAGGUUGACUGGGCGCAGUAUGCUAUUGACUAAUGAGAAUCCUCAUACUGUAUGCCAGAAGUGGCUGACUGGAAAUUCAUUUUUCAAGUGCGGCACUAGUGAGUGAUAUGCACUUAGGUCUUUCCGUUGUGUUCGGAGCAUCCAGACAGUCCUAUGAGAGUGCUUAUACGAUUCUUUUUAAUCUAUAAUAAACAGAUAAAUUUAAUAUGAGUGGAAUUUGUGAAGCAGAGGACUAGAGGGAAACUGGAGUCGCAUGAACGAGAUAGCGCGCAUUCUGAGAUGACAUAAUGUAAGAUGAGGAGCUCUUCAAAAAAAUAGGAUCUACCCGUGAAUUUGUAAGCCAAUGCCACCAAUCUCUUGUCAGACAAAAUGAAUACCAAGAGGUUGGCUUGUCACAGCGGAGCUUUUGGUGGUAAAUAGGACAUAUCAACAGGCAGACAGCAGUUGUACAGUGCGUGACCGAUCUCAUUAAAUGUUGGCCAAAAUUCUGGAACGCGUUCCCGAUUAGGAUUACUUAAAUGGGGUUGUUAUACUGAUGCAAUUGGAAGGGCCGCCGACUAAGACAGAGCAGUUAGACUGAUUGCUUCGGCUGUCGUCACACCUGCCCUAAGAAAAGAACUCUCUCCCAACCGCUCACUGCUCAUAAUGUAAGUUGGGCUUUAUGUGAUCAAAGCGCGAAUCUGUUCGCGCAUGCCAAAUUCUUAAAAACCCAUGAAAACAUCUACUAAAAUCGGGCAGUAGUGUAGUGGUUUGCGUUUUAUAUCAGGGAAGUUUCUUCCUCGUGUACAUGGGGUGAUGAUGAUGAUGAUGAUGAUGAUGAUGAUGAUGAUGAUGAUGAUGAUGAUGAUGAUGAUGAUGAUGAUGAUGAUGAUGAUGAUGAUGAUGAUGAUGAUGAUGAUGAUGAUGAUGAUGAUGAUGAUGAUGAUGAUGAUGAUGAUGAUGAUGAUGAGACGAAGGGAAGACGAGUUAAAAUAAGAAGAUAA
Spirometra erinaceieuropaei is the source of this 10628-nucleotide messenger RNA. The record is from the annotation of a GenBank genome assembly. NCBI's taxonomy places the organism in Eukaryota, Metazoa, Platyhelminthes, Cestoda, Diphyllobothriidea, Diphyllobothriidae.